Messenger RNA from Penicillium longicatenatum, 2004 nucleotides. Its product is annotated as C2H2-type zinc finger protein. The coding region runs from base 1 to 2004 and encodes 667 amino acids. Lineage: Eukaryota; Fungi; Ascomycota; Eurotiomycetes; Eurotiales; Aspergillaceae. Gene Ontology annotation, biological process: regulation of transcription by RNA polymerase II. Gene Ontology annotation, molecular function: RNA polymerase II cis-regulatory region sequence-specific DNA binding; DNA-binding transcription factor activity, RNA polymerase II-specific. The record is from RefSeq and is a predicted model, not a curated record. The transcript is spliced from 2 exons.
AUGGCCUCUUUCCUUCCUGUGAACAACUCAGCGAGGAUCGAUGACCACGCCAUGGACGGAGCGACUACACCCCGCGCCAAUCCGAACGGCGUCCAGGCCACCUUGGAUCACCUUCCCCCCGCGGAGCACCACCCGGAUGGUCUGAAGACAAGCAGAGGAAGCGAGGGCUCAGUGCAAACAACCAUAUCAAUAGGACGAGCUCGGACAGCGUCCAUGUCCGACGAACAGAUGAAUGACUCGGAUGGAGAACCAGACGGAUCCGACCACGAGGGAGAACCGGGGAGUGCGCCGCCGUCAAAAAAGAAGAAGGGACAGCGCUUCUUUUGUACCGACUUCCCUCCAUGCAAUCUUAGUUUCACUCGAAGCGAACACUUGGCCCGCCACAUUCGAAAGCACACCGGCGAACGGCCCUUUCAAUGCCACUGCUCUCGACGCUUCUCUCGACUUGAUAACUUGCGCCAACAUGCACAAACGGUCCAUGUGAAUGAGGAUAUACCAGGGGAUUCCUUGGCAGCCACCGGUACUCGGUUCCAACGCCAGGUACGGACGGACCGAGUACGCCCACCAGGUCGUGCACGAGCAGGUACCACCGGUAGUGCGGGUGGUCACAGCCGGGGCCACAGUCGAAACCUAUCUACCUCCAGCAUUGCAUCUACUACUUCGACCUUUAGCCAACCUCAGGAACUUCGGCGCCGUCCUCCGCCAUUGAUGAUGGCCAACGACCCAACGACCCGCUCUCGCCUAGGACUGGACCCUAUGGGGGAGCCACCAAGUACGCCGCCAAGCCAGAUUCGAGGAGUUCCAGGAGCAUCGGCAAGUGGUUCGCCAUACACUCCGUCCAAUAUGUUCACUACCGGGGCAAAUGGUAGUCCGCAAUAUAGCUCGCCCAUGUCUGGUGCGACACAUUUCUGGGAGGGGAAGACAGCCGCUCGUCGGCUAUCUGUCCCGACGAGCAGUCAUCCUUUUCUUCCUCAACAUGCUAACGCAUAUCCGCCACAUUAUGUCAACUCGCCUGCAGCAGCAUAUCCCAACGCAGCGGGAGUUUUCGCCAGCCCCACGAGCACCAACUACCCUCCAUCCAGAGAUGAGAGUACCCUUAGUGCCGCUGAGAUAGAGAUGAGGCGGCGUACAUGGCACCCUUCGACAUAUCCUGUAUUUGGUCGACCGUCUACCAGUGGCCUGAGCCAAUACCAUACUCCCGAUACAGUCCAGCCAUCAUUUGGAGGCACUAACAACUCCACUGACCACCCACCUCGACUACCUGGGAUUGAGAGCUUCGACAAAGUGGUAUCUCAACGUCCCCUGACCCCUCCCACCCGCAAACCAAGUCCAAUGCAGAUUGAUGGCCACGGCCGUCCUCCCCCAGCCCAUGGCUUUGGUGCGGGCUUCAACUACGCCCAGCCCUCGGUUCGGCCAGCGCCUCCUAUCUCAGGGCCAGGCCAUCGACGCGGCCAUGUAUCAUGGGAUAUGUCUUUGCAUACCAACCUGACGGGUCUUGAUAUUCGAGAUCAGCGGUCUUCGAGGGAUGCCUCUCAGUGGAGUCAGCAGACUAUUGCGGAGCUCCAGAAUGUUUCUUCUCGGCCAUCGUCAUCCUACCAACCCGCCUUUGGGCCCAUGGCCGAACGAAGUCCUGAGGAGCACCGUGGCCACGCCCCAAGUCUUUCUUCUGGGAGCAUUCGACCAAACCAUACAUCCCCCGAGGACUCCAGCAGCAGUGAGGGAGUUCAUACCCCAUCCACCGCGUCGGUAGAAUAUCAUCCGGCCAUAGUACACAGCAGCGGAUAUAUUGAAUCACACGAGUCCUCGUUGCCAUCCGAUCAUCCUCAUCCGAUCUGUGGUCGACGCGACCCUCACACCGACGGCUACCCAGGCCACGCCGAGCAGGAGCCCCGAACAAACGGUUUCAACGACUCCUCUGUCCGGGAUACCGGCAUGGGUCGUCUUGAGGCUUUGGUUGCGGUUGCGACGAGCGAGAACAAAGGAGCCGCGAAGUUGUUCUUGUAA